UGACAGGUUAGGGUUUCCUGCCUCGCCCAAAUCACACUCACACACGAACCGGAGCCGCAUAGCGAGAGAGAGAGAGAGAGAGAGAGAGAGAGAUAAACAACCGGAGCAGCGGAGAUGAAGACCAUCCUCUCUUCCGAGACCAUGGACAUCCCCGACGGUGUCAAGAUCAAGGUCCACGCCAAGAUGAUCGAGGUCGAAGGUCCUCGCGGGAAGCUCAUCCGCAACUUUAAGCACUUGAACUUGGACUUUCAGCUCGUCACCGACGAGGAGACCGGAAAGCGGAAGUUGAAGGUCGAGGCCUGGUUCGGCACCCGCAAAACCAGCGCCGCCAUCCGCACCGCCCUCUCCCACGUCGGAAAUCUCAUCACCGGAGUCACCAAGGGGUACCGCUACAAGAUGCGUUUCGUGUAUGCUCAUUUUCCCAUCAAUGCCUCCAUCACUAAUGAGGCCAAGGCGAUCGAGAUCCGUAACUUUUUGGGUGAAAAGAAGGUGAGAAAGGUGGAUAUGCUUGAUGGUGUUUCCAUCACCCGAUCUGAGAAGGUCAAGGAUGAGCUGAUCUUGGAUGGAAAUGAUAUCGAGCUUGUUUCUCGGUCUUGUGCCCUGAUCAACCAGAAAUGCCAUGUCAAGAACAAGGAUAUCAGGAAGUUUCUUGAUGGUAUCUAUGUGAGCGAGAGGGGAACCAUCCUUACAGAUGAAUGAAGUGUGUUUGUUUUGCGUACUUUCUGAAUGUAGUUUAAUUUCUUCAUCGAAUUGGCUAGUUAUUCCUUUUGUUCGAGAGUUCAUGUAGACGACUUUUAUAAGUUUGGUUGAAUUUGGAUUCGAUAAUUUUGUGUUCAAAAGUAAUAUUUCAUUAGGUUUUGGUUUUCUGUUGGACCUAAAUAUAUUGGGUGAUAACUUUUGUUCCUACUACUUAAUUGUCAUUAGCUAUUUUGGA
This is a messenger RNA of Pyrus x bretschneideri (Chinese white pear), 934 nucleotides long. Its product is annotated as 60S ribosomal protein L9. The transcript is spliced from 3 exons. NCBI's taxonomy places the organism in Eukaryota, Viridiplantae, Streptophyta, Magnoliopsida, Rosales, Rosaceae. Gene Ontology annotation, biological process: cytoplasmic translation. Gene Ontology annotation, molecular function: rRNA binding; structural constituent of ribosome. Bases 115 to 699 code for a protein of 194 amino acids. The record is from RefSeq and is a predicted model, not a curated record. Gene Ontology annotation, cellular component: cytosolic large ribosomal subunit; ribosome.